GUGGUCCCUGCGGAUAUUCUUCUCUAUCCUUCUACUUACUCGCCGUCCAUUAUCGAUCGCAGGGAGAGUAUAGGGAACGCUGCACCAGCCGGCCAGUGGGCCUACUAUGUCAGAGACUCGUGCGUCCUAUAUCCUGCUAGGAAACAUACUUCCGUUCCUGUUGGCAACCAUAUUCUACUUUGGAAGAGUCUAUAGUCGAGCAUUGAUCUUACGCACAUUUGGAUGGGAUGAUUGGCUCUUGACAGCGGGUUGGGCUGCUGCCCUAGCCAACUGUAUCAUGGCCUGCCUGCUCACCAGCUUUGGCGGUGGUAUGCACGAAUCCCAUGUACCGUCUACCGCCAUCGAGCCGUCGCUCAAACUCCUAUAUGGUACGCUGAUCGCUUAUCAAUUUUCGCUAUGCUUCACGAAGCUAUCGCUCUGUGCAUUAUACCUCAAGGUCUUUACAACAAGCCGGUCCAGUCGUGUCUUCUUGUACAGCGUUUUCGGACUCGUGGUGGUGGCUACCAUCAUCCUUGAGUGCAUCUCUAUAUUUCAAUGCACCCCUGUACAGGGCGUCUGGGACAUCAACAUACACAAGAAGUGUAUCGACACUAUUCCGGCGUUCUAUGCUUCAACGGUAGAAAGUGUUCUCGUGGACGUACUUCUCAUAGCAUUUGCAGCUCCGAAGAUCAUAAGACUCAAUCUUCAUGCUCGCCAGAAGUACGCUCUUCUUUUCACUGUCUGCCUCGGUGCUGUUCCCAUCAUCGCCAGUAUCGUCCGAGCAGUACGAGUUAGCAACAUUCUACACGCCGAGGACAAAACCUGGGUUUCCUUCGACUCUUCAAUCUGGAGUGCCGUGGACGCCAAUGUAUCUAUCAUCUGUGCAUCCGUACCAUCUCUCAAACCUCUGCUCAGACAGAUUGCACCCGGCUUUAUGGGAUCCACAUUCGGUACAUCUGCACCAGAAACAAGCGGUCAAUACGUCAACACCAGGAAAUCAUGGCUUGAAAGGUCUCACGGGGCCAGAGGAUAUGAGUUGCAUAGCGUAUCACAAUCAGGCGUUCAUAACGGCAGUCAACUGGAACUUGCCAAUAACGCUGGAAAGAACGACUGGACGAUCAAGAACGGUGCCAAUGAUGAUGAUGAUGCAAUGAGCGAAGAGAGCAUACACGCAGGCCCUCAAAUCACAAAAAGUGUCACCGUUGCGAUCACAAGAGUUGAACCGAAUUCGACAUGAUUUACUCAACUUACGACGACACGACUAUAUAAUUCUGUACAAUGUCUCAUGGAGUUUUGUAAUUAAAUAAGUAAUUGCCAAUGUUCUUGCGGCUCGAUCGCCUCUCCCG
Aureobasidium subglaciale EXF-2481 is the source of this 1325-nucleotide messenger RNA. RefSeq lists its product as uncharacterized. Bases 107 to 1216 code for a protein of 369 amino acids. The transcript is spliced from 4 exons. The record is from RefSeq and is a predicted model, not a curated record. NCBI's taxonomy places the organism in Eukaryota, Fungi, Ascomycota, Dothideomycetes, Dothideales, Saccotheciaceae.